Molecule: messenger RNA, 2319 nt
Organism: Drosophila suzukii
Lineage: Eukaryota; Metazoa; Arthropoda; Insecta; Diptera; Drosophilidae
Source: RefSeq, a predicted model, not a curated record
CUCACCUAUGUAUGUAAUAGCGGUAACUAGUCAUCAACAUGGUGGACAUCAACUUGGAGUGCGUUCACCAGAUAGAGCCGAAGACCCGUUCCACGGGAAAACAACAAAAGAAAGCGUACUUGGAAGCUGUGCGCAUCCUUCUUGUGCUGUUGGAAAACGUGUUGGCGCAGCCGGACAACUCAAAAUUCCGCACCAUACGGUUGGAGAACAAAGCGAUCAAGGAGAAGCUGCUCACGCUGCCCGGGUGUGAGAAGCUGCUGGAAGCCAUCGGCUUCGUCCGCGCACCGGCCUCCAACGCCUUUACCCUGCCCACCGGAGUGUCCCUGCAGCAGGUGCGGAAGUACCGGGAUGCGCUGAGCGAUCGGCGCUCUGCCUGGCUCAGUGAAACUGUGCCUAAGAGUCCGCCCCAACAAAGUUCCGUCAGCAACACGCCCUCGCCAUUGUUUAUCAAGCCCUCGGUGGAGUAUCGUCAGCGAAUCGCCUUUCCCCGUGUGCUGCGCACCACCAACUUUUUUCUGCAGUCGCUGGAACUGUACUCUGAUGCAGUUAUGCAGUACGAAGACGAGCUUCUGCUCGCCACUGGCCGCACGCUGAUUCCCGUGGACGAGCUGACUGAAAGGGCAACCGAGAAACUUACAGAAAUUCAGGAGCGAAUUGCCCUGGGAGAGUGCGAGGAAAAGGAGCCUGAUGUUCGGGACCUGCUGCUCGUCGAGCUGGUCAACUGGUUCAGCACUCAGUUCUUCCAGUGGGUUAACAAUAUACCGUGCCGCGUGUGCGGUAGUGAGGAAAGCAAGCUGCGCCGCACACAACGCGAGGGUGAUGUUCGGGUGGAGAUCAAUGUCUGCUGCGGCCAGGAGAGCAAGUUCUACCGAUAUAAUGACAUUUCCCAGCUCUUGGUCUCGCGCAAGGGCCGUUGCGGUGAGUACGCUAACUGCUUCACAUUCCUUUGUCGAACCCUGGACUACGACGCGCGCAUUGUGCACUCCCAUUUUGAUCACGUGUGGUCCGAGGUGUAUUCCGAGGCGCAGAUGCGGUGGUUGCACGUUGACCCCUCCGAGAACGUUGUGGAUUCGCCGCUGAUGUAUCAGCACGGCUGGAAGCGUCACAUCGACUAUGUGCUCGCCUACUCGCGAGAUGACAUCCAAGAUGUAACUUGGCGCUACACGAACGAUCACCAAAAGAUCCUACAGUUGCGAAAGCUUUGCACUGAAAAGGAAAUGGUGCAAGCGCUGGUGGAAAUUCGAACAAAGCGGCGAAGAAAUUGCACUGCGGAACGAAAGAUUUUGCUGGGCCAGCUCAACAUGCGCGAAGUCAUCGGCUUGACCGUAGAUCGCAAGCCGACGGAGCACGAGCUAAAGGGAAGAAGUUCGGGUAGUCUCUCGUGGCGACAGUCACGGGGAGAGCACACUUUUACCAACGUGUAUUUACAGAUUUUUGUUUUCAACCUGAAUGAAGUUGAGAUGCAAAAACGCCAACUUAAUUUGCGUUACAGCUGCGCAACAGACACUUACGAACGGUAUGCCAAAGAUAAAGGAGACGUAACAAUUCUGAACACUUAUAAAAGUUGGCAAAAUGCGCUAUUUUCUUCAAAAAACAUAUUUCGCAAAGUUGAGCACGAUUGGAAAAUGGCCUAUCUGGCCAGACUGGAGGAUACUGAAGGUGGUGAAAUCGUUUGGAAGUUCGACUUUAGCAAGACCAAUUUACAAGUUAAGUCCUACAACUUGGUUUUUGAGACCAAAACUUUUGUAGACGGAAAAAUCACAGUGACCGUUGAAGCCAUGGAUGGAAGCAGUUCGGUAGAUAAUGCCAAUGGUUUCCAAAUUGUGGCCAAGCUUACUGGUGGCAAGGGCGACAUGGCGUGGCAGCAUACCCAACUCUUCAGGCAGAGUCUAAAUUCCCGAGACUACCCCUUCGAAUUGGAGGUUGAACUACACUGAAGCCUGCUAAAAAAAUAUAUUCAAAAAUCAAAGUCUAACUGUAGAUAAGCAAUUACGAUUCCUAGUGUGGAUGAAAAUGUGAAAUACACCAAAUAAUGGAUAUUUGUUCAUAUAUGUAAGAUCAUGACACAUAAUGUCACUGAAAUUCUACUUCAAGCCAAAAGAUGUCCUCUUAGGUCCUAAAGAUGAAAUACAAGUAAAAAGAAGCGUUUCCGACUCUAUAAAGUAUAACUAAGAAAAAUACCUCUUGAUGAGGUACAAAAUUAGAUACGUUUCCACCUUCAACAUCAAAACUUCUGAAAUCACAUUUCUGAAAAUAAUUUCUUAUACAUUCGAUUAAAUAAAAACCGUUUUAAGGAUGUUUCGGCAUGAUGCACGAAAA